AUGUAUACCAUCAAGGCCCAAAACCAGACAAGGGUGUUUGACAACGUCCAAAGACUUGCCAAAGCAUUUGUAGACCUUUAUGCUGCUGGGAACCCACUCUUUAGGUGUUGGGAAGCUAGGAUUUUUUGCAAAACUCAGAGUGACCCAUGCAUCAUUAUGGAAAUCAACUUUUGCAAGACCCUGUAUCACAUACCUGUACAUGGAAGUCUCAUUGAACAGCUGACAUCACUGUCCAAGAAGUUGGAGUUUUUUCUCUGUGAUUGGCAAAGGUUUAUGGACAAGCAAAGAUCUGAUCACUACUACUUAAAUUACUUCACAGCAGAACAAAUAUUCUAUCUUUGCAGUGUUUUAACUUCAACAAAUAUGAAUACAGAAAUAGAGGACAAAGCAUUGAUGAUGCUGUCUUUCAUCAAACCAAACUGCACAACAUCUGAUGUCAGGAGUACAUGGAGAAGGUUUCACAAUCAAUAUCAACCUGGCAAAAGGGAAAAUGAAGACAGUGAUUUGUCUACAGCCAGUGUUCAGCAUUUUCUACCUGAUGACCCAGCAGAAGAGGCAGAUCAGAGCAUUGAUUUGAAAAAACUGGAAGACUUGUGGAAUGACUACAUGAAGAAUGAAGGAAUAUUUUUCCAUGACCUUUUGGACAUAAGGAGUUUAGGGGGUCUGUUAGAACUGAUGACUGUCACAGAAAACCCAUGUCAGAAUGAAUUGGAAGAACCAAUGCUGUCAGAGACAAAAGACAGUUCACUGAGAAGGAAGCUCCCCAAAGGCCUUUUGUCAAAACAGCCUAAUCUCCUAAUCUGCCCACACAAUGAUGUCUUAACUUCUUGCAUCUCCUUGUACAUGACCAGUGACUAUGAACCACUGCCAAGUUACGACGAGGUUCUCUUGUGUACCCCUGCAACGUCUUGUGAGCAAGUAGAACUUUUCCUGAGGAGAUGCCUGACACCAGGUGACACUGGCAAGAAGAUUUACACGAUGCUUUGGGCAGACCAACUUACCUAUGAUGUUAGCUGUGCAAUGGAGAAAUGUUUUCAGAAGCUGCAGUCCCUAUUGCAAUGUGAUUACAGGCUGGUGAUCUUUUGCAGCUCAGACAGGGAGCACACUUACAUUCCUACUGCAUUCAGUCAGUUCAAAAGAAACUUUGUGCCACAAGAGCCAUUGGAACGCAUCCAGAAGUACUUGUCCAGGCAUUACACUGUCACAUCAGAUCACAAGAAUGCUGUGUUCAAAGGUGGCCAUUCUGUUGGUAUUGUUGCUUCCAGUCGUGCGGGAGUAGGGAAGUCAUUGUAUGUCCAAAGACUGUAUGAGAAGUUGGAGGGAAGUGUUGAACAAGGAACUGCAUUUAUGAAGUGCAUCCGACUAACAGAACACGAGGUUGAUGACCACAAGAUUCUCCAGUCUUUGUAUGACACACCAAAACAAAAAGAUGUCAAGGUGUUUCACUUUGAUGUCACAUCCUCGGUGCAAAAAGGUUUGAAUGAAUUCUUAUUCAAGCUUUUCUUUCUGGGGUACCUGAUGGAUUCAGAUGGACAGAUGUAUCACUGCAGUCACAAACACUUGUAUGUUGUUGAGUUACUGGAAUCCAUAAAAGAUCAGACCAAAUAUGCUGCCAGAUCGGAAAACUUUGCCUUCUCAGAUGUUUUCCCAAAGGUGUUUUGUCGUCCACCAAAAGAAGUUAUGGCAUUGGAGAUGCGGAGAGAGGAACGUUCAAACAUGGAGCAUGAUGACCCUCUCAUGGAUGAUGAAUGUUUCAGAAGUGAAGCUUAUCAAAGACCAUACCAGUACCUCACACGGUUUCACAACAAUGACAAUCUCGACAACUUCAAUUACCAAGGUGUUGAAGGAACACAUGCGGAGUGUCUUCAGAUAUUCUUGCUCUACUGUGGCAUAAUGGACCCAUCGUGGGCGGAGCUACGUAACUUUGUCUGGUUUCUUAAUCUUCAGUUGCAAGACUGCGAGAAUUCAGUCUUUUGCAACUCUGAGUUUGUUGGAGACACUCUCCAUGGGUUCAAAAACUUUGUGGUUAAGUUCAUGAUCUUGAUGUCCAAAGACUUUGCAACCCCAUCACUAAGCAUCACUGACCAGAGCCCAGGGAGGCAACAAAUUGACAUCGGUGAGCUCAACGAAAAAGACUUGGCUCCAUUCCUCAUUAGGAAAAGAUGGGAAUCGAAGCCACAUCCAUACAUCUUUUUCAAUGAUGACCACACAUCCAUGACAUUCAUUGGAUUUCACUUGAGGCUCAAUGACCGGAAUGGAGUUGAUGCCAUAAAUCCAUUGACGAAAGAAGUGAUACAGGAAAACAUCAUGACCCAAGAGCUGUACACUGGCUUAAAGCUUCAGAGAGUCCCUUUUAAUAUGGACUUUGAUCAGCUUCCUCGAGCUGACAAGAUUGAGCAUCUCUGCAGUGUGCUUGGCAUCAAGUGGCCAACAGAUCCUGAUGAAACAUAUGAACUGACCACAGACAAUAUCCUCAAAAUGAUGGCAAUUCAUAUGAGGUUUAGAUGUGGCAUCCCAGUUAUCAUAAUGGGAGAAACAGGAUGUGGGAAGACGAGGCUCAUAAAGUUUAUGUGUGAAUUGAGAAGAUGUGGAGCGCCGGCAGAAAACUUGAAGCUGGUCAAGGUUCAUGGAGGGACUACAUCAGAUAUGAUCUAUGAGAAAGUGAAGGAAGCUGAAACUCUUGCAAGAACCAAUACAGAAAAACACCAAUUUGACUCUGUUCUAUUCUUUGAUGAGGCAAACACCACAGAAGCCAUUAGCAGCAUUAAGGAGAUCCUUUGUGAUAAGUCAGUGCAGGGACAAGAGCUUGGCUCUGAAACAGGGCUACAGGUUAUUGCUGCAUGCAACCCUUACAGAAAACAUACAGACAAAAUGAUUGAGAGGUUGGAAGCAUCUGGACUGGGUUACCGAGUCCGGGCUCAAGACGCUGAAGACAGACUUGGCUCCAUCCCUCUCCGCCAGCUUGUGUAUCGUGUUCAUGUGUUACCACCCAGCAUGAUACCUCUUGUUUGGGAUUUUGGGCAACUCAAUGACUCAACAGAGCAAAUGUACAUUGAACAAAUCGUCUUAAGACAGGCAAAGAGCAGCUUGAUAAACAAGCGCUAUAUUCCAACCAUAACGCAAGUGUUAUCGUCAUCACAAAGGUUCAUGAGGGAGAAGAAAGAUGAAUGCAGCUUUGUCAGCUUGAGGGAUGUAGAACGCUGCAUGCAAGUAUUUGUGUGGUUCCACAAAAAUCACCACAUGUUUGCUCAUGAUCUCCAACACUUUCUUCAGCAGUCUCAGAGGAAAAGAAAAAAGUCACAGUUUUCACCUGCAAGUGACAGAGUGAUCUGGUCACUCUUGAUGGCCACUGGAGUGUGCUAUCAGUCCUGCUUGGAGAGCAAAGGCCAGUAUCAGAGAACUAUCAGCCAAUUUUUUCCUCGUGAGUACAAUCCACAGAGAAUACAACAGGAAAUCCAACUCAUGCAGGACCUUCUACUCAGUGGUGUACCCAUGGGUAAGACAAUAGCCAGAAACGAGGCUUUAAAAGAGAACUUUUUCAUGAUGGUGAUCUGUAUUGAGCUAAGAAUCCCCCUGUUUAUUGUUGGAAAACCAGGGAGCUCCAAAUCGCUUUCGAAAACACUAGUUGCAGAUGCAAUGCAGGGCCCUACAUCACAUUCAGACCUCUACAAGAGGCUAAAGCAGAUACAUCUGGUGUCUUUCCAGUGCAGCCCUCAUUCAACUUCUGAAGGAAUCAUUAACACAUUCAAGCAAUGUGCACGCUUUCAAGAAAGCAAAAACUUGGAUGAAUACAUCUCGGUAGUUGUUCUUGAUGAGAUUGGACUGGCUGAGGAUUCCCCAAAAAUGCCACUGAAAGCGUUGCACCCAUUGCUGGAAGAAGGCUGUGUUGAUGAUGAGCCACAACCUCAUAAAAGAGUUGGGUUCAUUGGAAUUUCCAACUGGGCUCUAGACCCUGCCAAGAUGAAUCGGGGAAUUUUUGUAUCCCGUGGUGAUCUUAAUCAGCAAGAGCUCAUCAAAAGUGCCAAAGGGAUUUGCUCAUCUGACGACAAGGUUCUUGAAAAGAUCAAGGACCUCUUUGAACCCUUUGCAAAUGCAUAUAUGACAGUAUGCGAAGAAGCCAAAGGAUUUUUCGGUCUGCGGGAUUUCUACAGUCUGAUAAAAAUGGUAUUUUCAAUUACCAAAAUGUCUAACGAGUGUCCUACUGCAGAUCAAAUCACUGGAGCAGUCCUGAGAAACUUCAGCGGAAAAGAUGAUGUGAAUGUGAUUGACAUCUUCAGCAAAGAGCUCAGAGAUGUUUUUGCCAACGCCACCAUCACUACCAUUGAUAUGGUUGAGCAAAGCAUCUUUCCAGCUUCCCAAACGGAGGAAAGUCGCUACCUUUUAAUCCUCACCAAAAACUAUGCAGCUCUUCAGAUUCUCCAGCAAAUUUUCUACUCUCGUGAAAUCCAUCCAGAGGUGAUCUUUGGGUCUAGUUUUCCAAAGGAUCAGGAGUACACGCAGAUUUGUAGGAACAUCAAUCGUAUCAAGGUGUGCAUGGAAACUGGACAGACAGUUGUGCUUCUGAACCUUCAGAAUCUGUAUGAAAGUCUGUAUGAUGCUCUCAAUCAAUACUAUGUGACACUAGGUGGUCAAAAGUAUGUUGAUCUUGGAUUAGGAACACAUCGUGUGAAAUGCAGAGUUCACCCAGACUUCAGGCUCAUCGUCAUUGAAGAAAAAGAAGUGGUCUACGAGCAGUUUCCAAUCCCACUGAUUAACAGAAUGGAGAAACACUACCUUGACAUCAGCACUGUCUUAAAAAGUGAACAGAAGGACAUUGCCAAACAACUCAAGGAAUGGGUCAAUGAUUUUGUCUCUUUGAGCAGUCAAGACUCCACAAAACAGAAGUAUGUUCCAAAUGAUGUCUUCAUUGGCUACCAUUCGGACACAUGCUCCUCUGUGGUCCUGCAAGUAACAGAGACUCGAAGCAAUGACACAGAUGCGCAGGUCAAACUUGGCAAAGCCAAAGACAUUCUGCUCAGCUGUGCCACUCCUGACUCAGUUGUCCGUUUGGGUAAAUCCAAACUGCCAGAUGAGGAAAGAGAACAUUUAAUCAAAGAAUAUGUUAAAGAGACGAUGCACAGCUCACUGGGAGACUACAUUGUCUAUCACACACAUCAGUUGGACCAGUCAAGCUUCUUCCUUACUGAGGUUACUACAUUUUCCAGACUACUGACUUCAGCUGACACUCAACAACUGCAGAAUGUGAUAGAGAUUGAUGCUAUCAAGCUGUUGUCACUGCAACAGUUUGACACUGAGUACUCAUUCCUCAAGAAAAUCAGGGAAUUUCUUGGCUCAACACGUGCAGACAAAGUGCUCAUUAUCCAAACCGAGUAUGAUGAAGACUUCCACAGAAGGAAUAUUCUGUCGUCAGCCAAACUUAUUUGUGGCCUGCCCAUGCAGAAAGGCAAAUGUCUGGAGUGUGGCGAGGAAGUUGGAGGCGAACAGCAUGUGGCCUUGCCAGGUUUCAGACCAGUUCAGCUGCAGCAGGAUCGCACAAGACCUGGCCAUAUCUUAGGAGACCCUCAGCGGAGAAACAACCCAGAUGCACUUGACACCAAAAACAUGUCUUUGACUCCCUUCACUCUGGUCAGGCUGGUGACACAUUUGGCCAUGUUACUAGGAGCCUCAGAGAAGUCCCAGUUUGUCCAGCAGAUCGUCCAGCCACCUGUGCAGGAUGUUUGUGUGUUUGUCAGCUUGCACAUAAUGAAGGACGUGGAUCAGCUGACAGAGGCGCUGGGAAAAGGAGCUGACGAUACUAUUACAACUGUCCAUUUGGUGCUCAGAUCCCUGCAAGAGCUACUGCAGCACAGUCAUUCUGAUGUUGAUCCUUACCUUGCAACCAAACAAUCCAGAAACUCCUGGGAAACCACUGUUGCUACAGAUAUCAUGACCCCCAAGUUAAAGGAUCUUGAUCAGCUCCUGCAGGAAGCAAAAGACGGCAUCAGAACUGACUCCCGUGUGUCUUCCAACUUCAUCAUGAGGACAGUCUUCGGUGAUGAUUGUACUUUCCUCACGUCCCUGCAGCAGGACUCUCAGGUCCACAGCUCAGCAGUGUGGAGCUGCAGGGAGAGGCUCUCAUUGCUCAGUCUCACACACAUUGUGGAGCAUAAUGAUCAAAAGGAGGAGCUGCCGCUGCUCUGGAGGUUCCUUCAGAAGGAGAGAGAAUUUCGCCAGAUUAAGUUCCUUCCAGUAAUUCUCAUCCUGCAGAAACGUUUGGUGAGAAAGUACCAGAACGCAUCUGAACAGAUCGUGGGUUCCAUCAGAGAGUUCAUUGAGAAACAAACGGAAAUGAAGACAUGGUAUGAAAAACACAUUGGCAUUUUCCUGAAAACAUGGAAUCUGCUAAGAGUGUCUGUAACCAGCAGCGAGAUGAAAAUCCCAGAUGAAUUCUGCAGUGAGGAUUUGGACCUGAGCAGCAACCUGCAGUACCUCCUGCCCCGGCGGCAGGGUCCAGGCCUGUGUGCCACGGCACUGGUCAGCUACCUGGUGGCGCUACACAAUGAGCUGGUGCGCGCUGUGGACAAUCACACUGGAGAGGACAGCAGCAAGUACAAGGUGAGUUUGGCUGAGCUCAUGGAGCCGCAUGUGAUCCACUAUGACGUGGAGAAGGACCUGCUCCCUCUGGUUUUAUCCAACUGCCAGUACAGCUUAGAACGUGGCCAUGAGACGAUAUCACAGUUUGACCUGGACAGAAUCCAGCGGCAGAUCCUCACCCGCUUCCUACAAGGAAAACCUGUCAUAACCCGAACAGGAAUUCCCACUCUGGUCAACACUCAAGAAAGGGACUAUGAAACCGUUUUCAACACUCUUAAAGGAAAAGUACCUCAGGUCCUCCUGUCCUCUCUGACCAGAAACGCAGUGUCCAGAGCACUAGACUCCUACAGCGAGGUGUGUGAGGCACUAAAGAUCGUGGAGCUCCUCCUGGGUUUCCUGUCCAUGACUGGUGGAGAUCCCACCAUGACACUGGUCACUUACCUGCAGGACACACUGAAGAUGGCCCAAAACAUUGAUCGUAACAUAUUACACGCUCUGGGCAGAUGCAGCCUCACACACUGUGUUUCUCUGUGGCAGCUCCUCUCCUCCCUCAAAUCUGAAGCCAUGCUGCGUCUAAAGCGGGAGCCCUUUUCAGGGCAUCCAACUGAAUACCAGAUGCCACUGACAGAAGACGACAAGAUCAAGCUUAAAGGCUUCAUUUCUGAGGGAAAUGUGGACCAGUGGCUGCUUGAGAUGCACGAGUUCCUCCUGUUGGUUCUAGGCCGCCUGCGAGCUACAGACGACUACAGUCCAUCCUGGAGCGUGAAAGAGUCGGUGGCUGCCUACAUGGACCGUAAAGAAGUGGAGGUGUCACGUUACGUUGAAGAAAACUUCCCUGAAAACCUGCAGCUCUCCCAAAUCGUGGAAACCUGGAAGUACGCCGUCACAGCCAAGCAGGACUGGGUGAUGGAGGGCUGAACUGAGUCUAUAGAGGUUUUAGUCUAAACGCUGUUAUCAUGAAACCUUUUAGAGCUGAAGGAAGAUUUUACUUAAUAAUAAUAAUUCUGUAAUCAUGUUUGUCUUUUAGGCUCAGGAAAACCAACAAAGCACAGCAUCAUGAGUGAGCAUUUAUUACUUUUAUCAAUGUAGAAAACGUUUAGCUGAGUCAUGUUUAGUAUUAGAAAUUCUGCUGAUCGACUAAAAACAAGGUAUUUGACUUUGAUCAGCAUUUCCUGUUUGUGUUUUUACUGUUACAACCACAUUCUAAUUAUUUGGUUAAAAAUAUUAAAAUCUGCACGGUGGUAUGAUAAAGUAGUACAGAGAAAAGUGGAACAGCACAUUUUGCUUCUUUUUUUUUUUUAGUUUUUUUUCCGAACACUUCAAAGUUCUGUGUUUAGCUGCAUUGCUGUUCUAGUUUGAAAUAAGAGAUGAUGUUCAUUUAUCUUUGAUUUAUCAGAUUUGUAUGCUUUUUUUGUUAAGACAUUUGAGAUCAGUGACUCCAGAAACAUGGAAUAGAAGUCUUUGAGUUUAUAAAGAAUUUAGUUGUCAGUUUAUCUUGGAUCAUAAACCAAAGGAUGAUUUCACUUUUUAUUCUUAUUUUUUGAAGUUUCAGUGUUUUUUUGUUGUUGUUGUUGUUUAUUGAUCUGAGUCUUAUUUAGUAAAAAAAAAACCUCAGGAUCUACUCAGAAUAACAUUUGUUUGACCUUGAUAAGCAUUUACUUUGUGAUUGUUUUAUAUACAUUUAAGGAUAUUACAUUUAUUUACAACCAAAAUCUAAUUAUUUGGGUUAAUGAAUCAGCACGAUGGUACAAUAGUCUGGUACAGAGGAAAAAAUUGAAUAAAUUAAAUGUAAUUUAAUGUAAAUUCUGCAUUUUAUUUUCAUUUUUCUUCCAAAUGACUUUGUUCGGUUAGUUGCAUUGAUGUGAUCGACAUGUUUGUAAAAACACAACUGUUGGUUUGAAAUAAGAGAUGGCAUUUAUUUAGUGUUGAUUUUGUUUGUUUGUUGAAUCUGGUCAUGUAAGUGUCUGUGAGUUUAAAGAGAAUUCAGUUGUCAUUUUGGAAAUCAAAAACAGGUAAGCACAGCAGAACAGAUUUAACACAGGUGCUUGAUGCAUUUGUCAAGAGUGAGCUGCUCAGGAACAUUUUUUUUCGUAUAUUAAAGAUUAAUCUGAGCCUGAUUCAGUAGAAAAUCUCAGGAUUUACUUCGCACAUAUGUUGCUUGACUUUGACAAGGAUUUACUGUGUGACUGUUUGUGUUCAUUUAAAGACAAUACUUCUGUUGUCUUGAGGUUUAUUUUACUUUUUGCCACCACAAUCUAAUUAUUAGGUGAGUGAAUCUGCAUGGUGGUACGGUAAACUAGUACAGGGGGAAAGUACUACUGCAAGUCUUGCUUUAUUUUUUACAUUUUUUAUUCACUUUGAAGUAUUUUGUUUAGUUGCACUGAUGUGAAAGAUAUGUUUGCAAAAAAAAAUCACUGCUGUGAAUUAAGAGACGAUGCCAUUUAGCUUUGGAAACGUGGAUGAAAGUGUGAGUUUGUUUCCGUUUAUCUCUGAUGAUACAUUAGAAACCAAAGGAGAUUUAACUUGAUUAUUUUUGGUGUGGGGUUUUACAGAUUUUUCUGACAAUUAUGUAUGAAGAAGAAUAAAACAAUAAAACCUG
Molecule: messenger RNA, 9172 nt
Organism: Acanthochromis polyacanthus (spiny chromis)
Lineage: Eukaryota; Metazoa; Chordata; Actinopteri; Pomacentridae
Product: E3 ubiquitin-protein ligase rnf213-alpha-like
Exons: 22
Coding region: 1-7491 (2496 amino acids)
Biological process (GO): ubiquitin-dependent protein catabolic process; sprouting angiogenesis; negative regulation of non-canonical Wnt signaling pathway
Cellular component (GO): cytosol; nucleolus; membrane
Molecular function (GO): ATP hydrolysis activity; ubiquitin-protein transferase activity
Source: RefSeq, a predicted model, not a curated record